CGAAACCCUCUUUUCCACAAUGGCGUCGACGAAGAGACGUCAGGUGUCUGCUUUUGGUUGCAAAAGACACGGGUUUCAAAACCCGCUGCUCACCUAAUUUUCUUCCGGAGUAAUACGGAAAAAGAAAAACGGUGGGUGGGUCAAGAAACGAUGCACUGUCUAUCGAACUCGAAACUUCUGGCAAUGCGUGGCGGAAGUGGCGAACCCGCACACAAGCACAGAAGAUUGUUGGAAAAAAAGGUGGUUCUACUCGCCGCCAGCCGGUCGGGUUCCGGUUACCCCAAGGAGACUUCUCUUGCCUAGCAAACAAGAAGAAGCCUCGAA
This is a messenger RNA of Ectocarpus sp. CCAP 1310/34, 324 nucleotides long. The record is from the annotation of a GenBank genome assembly. Lineage: Eukaryota; Phaeophyceae; Ectocarpales; Ectocarpaceae.